This is a messenger RNA of Rhodotorula graminis WP1, 2736 nucleotides long. RefSeq lists its product as uncharacterized. The coding region runs from base 1 to 2664 and encodes 887 amino acids. The record is from RefSeq and is a predicted model, not a curated record. The transcript has 9 exons. Lineage: Eukaryota; Fungi; Basidiomycota; Microbotryomycetes; Sporidiobolales; Sporidiobolaceae.
AUGCUGUCCUCGGCCGUGCGCCCCUCUGCGCAACUCGCCGCGCGGGCUUCGUCGUGCGCCCUGUGCGCCGUCCGCCGAUCCUCGCCGCGCUCGACCACCUCGUCCACACCGCCGCCGAGCACCGCCCCGAGCAGGUCACACGCCCUCCCGACCACCCUCGGCAAGCGCGGCGCAGCCUCCCUCGCCCAGGCAGGCGACCGCGUCGACCAGGACGACGACCACCUCGGACAAGCUCACGAUGACCACGCCCCGCCAGAGCAGCACAAGGCCGAGGAGGCCAUGGCCAACCUCAUCAACGAGCUCGCCCACGAGCAGCAAGAACAACAAGCCGCCGCCGAGGCCGCCUCGUCCACCUCGACCUCGUCGCCGACCUCCCCCUCGACUGCCGCACCUCCCUCGUCCCCUCUUCCCGCCGCCGACCCGUCCCCGUCCUCGUCGACCGCCGCACCACCACCACCACCACCUCCUCCUGCCGCCCCGCCCGCCGCCGAGCUCACGCUCAAGUCGCUCCUCGAGCCGUCCGUCCAGCACGGCGGCCCGACCCUCGACGACCUGCGCGCCGUGCGGCCCAAGCGCUUCACGAUCCCGGACGCCACCUCGCCCGACUCGCACCGCCUCGUGUACCGCAAGGCGUGGGAGUCGGCCGUCGCCCGCUUCGACCGCGCGUUCAACAAGCGCCAGCUGGCCGACUUUGCCGGCGAGUACGGCCUCGCGCUUGACCUGACCGACCCGCGCUUGCGCACCGGCACAAAGGGCAAGAAGCAGAAGUACUGGAAGAGCAAGCGCAUCGACCAGAUGACCAAGCGCGAGCUCAUCCACACCAUCCUCGUCCUCGAGUUCCACAUGGUCGACCCCGACACGAUCCCGUCGGCCAAGAGCGGGCCCAGGACGUCGGAAGCCUUCCCGCUCGACGACCGCGCCCUGUUCCUCCUCCUGUCGCCGAAAUCGCGCACCAUCCCCAAUUUGACGCGUCAGCUCGGCGUCAACGUCGCCUUCCGCCGCAACCCCAAGACGAGCGUGGUCGAGCUCGUCCUCAACGGCUCCAAGGCGAGCGUCGCGGCGGCCAAGGAGGAACUGGAGCUUCUCGAGCACACGUGCGCGCGCGGCGAGUUCACCCUGCCCGGGCCAGCGUCGACGCUGCGACCCGAGGUGUACCAGGCCAUCUCGCGCACCGCCAAGGCCUUCCUCGCGCCGGGACCUUUGCCCAACACGCUCGCCGCGAGCGCGAUCGAGCCAAAGCUCGUCGAGCGUGCCGAGCGCCUCGUCAACGCCGCCUUUGCUCUUCACCUCGAGCGCACGUCGACCUCGCUCUUCGCCUCGCUCCCCGCCAACCUCGACUCGCUCAAGUACGCCAUGUACCCCUUCUCGCCCCUCCUCGCGCCGCCACAACACCAAACGGGCGGCACCCCGCACUUUGCGCGCGUCAAGACGCUGUCGCUCGCCCAACCGGCGCGGGGCGACGACCCGGCGCACGACCCGGACGCGACGGCGCUCAGCGAGCUCCUCGAGUGGAGCGAGCGCAUGCGCCUCGAGCGCACGGCGCGCCAGGCGCUCUUUGUGCCGCAGGGCUCGGGCGCGCACGUCGGCGAUGCGCCCUCGGUGUGGAAGCUCCUGCGGGCGCCGUUCGCCGCCGAGGGCGAGGGCGAGGCGCAGCCCGAGCGGGUCGCGGUCCGAGCGCGCUUCGGGCACGUCGCGUGGCCGCUGUACCGCUCGAGGGGCGCGCUCGACGGUGCCGGCGAGGACCAGGUCGAGUUGGGCCCGGCGUUCUCGGGCGUGUGGGCGUUCGGGCGCUUCGCGCAGUGGGCCGAGAGCCAGCUCAAGCGGAUCAAGACCGUCUUUAUCCCUUCCCCGCCGACCGGCAUCCUCGACUCGACGCGCGUCCUCGAUCCCCUCCCAGCCGCGCCGACCGUCUCGCCCUUUGCGUCGCUCCUCAACCCGGCCUCGGCGAGCAUCUCGCGCACCGACGCCGGGGCGCACCUCGCGCGCCAGACGGCCGACGUGCUCAGCGGGCCGGCGCUCGAGAGCACGCUCGUGCGCCGGUGGACGUACCGCUCGACGGGCGCGGUCGAGAAGGGUGCGGCGCCGAGGCGGGUCGAGAUCGAGUUUGAGCUCGACAACGAGGGCGAGCUGCCGAGCGUGAGGGAGAUGCGGGUCGUCAGGAGCGAGGUCCGGGUCGUGAGGGAGAACAAGGUUGACGUCAUGGUCCCGACUGGUGCGCAAGACGCCCAGUUCUCGAUGAGCUCGACGACCGUCAUCUCGCCCGGCGAGUACCCGACCUCGCUCGACGAGCGCACAAUGACGUUCCACGCCCCGCCGCCGAUCCACCUGUCGCUCCUCGGCCACUCGUUCAUGCUCGACACGGACCACCUCGUGCGCCGCACCGUCAUCACGCCCGCCGCGUCCUCCUCGACCUCGGCCUCGGCCUCGCGCGACGACGGCGCCGACGCGCCGGCGACGAGCCUCGUGACGGUGCAGGAGGCGUGGCACAGCCUGACGCGCGACGGCACGCGCGGGACCGACGUGUUUGCGCUCGUCGGCGAGGGCGACGUGCGCGGCCUGCAGGGCGACGGCACGUGGAAGCGCGGGCUCGAGGAGGUCGAGAGGAGGUGCCUCGGGCGAGGGUCGGGCGUCAAGCGCGGCGGCGGCGGCGGCGGCAGGCGGUGAGGGUGGUCGAGGACGACGACGGAGGAGGAUGAGGACCGUGCAACGCUCGCAACUCGCAACUCGUUCUGCUCU